AUGCACUUUCCUUCUAAGCUUUUGCUCGCCGUCUACGCCGCUUUGGCGGUCGCUGCCGAUUCCGACACCGAGGAAGACACCACCAUCACCCUGAUCAUCACCAUCCAGGCGACGUUGGUGGUGCCUUCUAACACCCCUGACCAACCUCAGGACACCACCCAGGCUAACGAAACCACCAGUACCGGACCCUCGCCCCAACCCUCGGCCGAGCCUGCUUCCACUGAGCCUGCUUCCACUGAGCCAUCUGCGGAACCCUCGACGCAACUGUCGUCGGAACCGUCGUCGGCACCCUCGUCGGAACCCUCCGCGCAACCUUCUGCCAAACCUUCUGCGGAACCUUCGCUGCAACCUUCGUCGGUAGAACCCACCACCUCCACGCCCACUACUGCCGUUGAAGAACCCACUUCGGUUUCUCAACACACUUCGUUGGCUGAAGUCUCUAUUGAGCCCACCAGCACCCAAGCCCCCGCUGUCGGGAACAACGGGAGCCCCGAGAUCUCGGUGGCGGAAAACGCUGCCUACAAGCUUAACCUUGGCUGGGCCAUGGCUGCUGGCGCCGUUGGUAUGAUGUUGUAA
Messenger RNA from Diutina rugosa, 576 nucleotides. RefSeq lists its product as uncharacterized. NCBI's taxonomy places the organism in Eukaryota, Fungi, Ascomycota, Pichiomycetes, Serinales, Debaryomycetaceae. Bases 1 to 576 code for a protein of 191 amino acids. The record is from RefSeq and is a predicted model, not a curated record. The transcript has a single exon.